Hemicordylus capensis (graceful crag lizard) is the source of this 4210-nucleotide messenger RNA. RefSeq names its product zinc finger protein 3-like. Bases 768 to 2741 code for a protein of 657 amino acids. The transcript is spliced from 6 exons. Lineage: Eukaryota; Metazoa; Chordata; Lepidosauria; Squamata; Cordylidae. The record is from RefSeq and is a predicted model, not a curated record. Gene Ontology annotation, biological process: negative regulation of transcription by RNA polymerase II; regulation of cytokine production; regulation of immune system process.
GGCCGGCUCCUCGCCUCCUCCAUCAGGAAUUCAUCGUCUUACAUACUGAGCCACAAACACAUUCCACACCUGCGCAUUGCAUACACAAGCCAAAGCGGUACUUUUUUUUUUAACUGCAAAGGUUCCGAUUUGCUUCUAAAUGCCACACUUCCCACUUACACUAAAGAUAUCCGGUUCCUUCCCCACUCCCCUCCAGACUUUCCUUCUUCAAGGCGAGUUGGAAGGGAAUCUGCCAGUCACCGCAAGAGAAGCUGAUAAGGCCUCUGUGCAAUCCAACCGUGCCUUUUAGCUAUCUGAGAGCUAUUUGCAAAUAAUAUUCCAACAGGACGAUCCCCUCAGCAUUUCACCCCUGCAGCCAGAGGGGUCUCUCUUUUAGCUUAACUAGCAGAGAAAAAGCAGCCGCUGGCGGGGACGGGACCUCCGCUUACGUUGCAACCAAGACGCCCUUUAAGGUUUGCAAUGCAUCCUCCUGUUUUUGAUCACGAAGAGAGUGACAGAGACUACUGCUGCUGCUUGGUCCUCCAGUGGCUGAGUCAGUCACACGGGCGUUUUCAUGGGGGUGGAGUCGUUAGGAUAGGUGCCUUUGCAAGCCGCCGGGGGUGAAAAGCUCGGCUCGUGAUCAAAGAGCUGAGAAAGUCGGAGGAAACACAGGCAGAUUAGAUAAAAGAAGAAGAGACAGCAAAGAGCAGUUCCUGCUGCAGGGACCAGUCUGUGGAUAAAACAACUCCGGUCUUCUUGGAGGCUGCCUUUGGAGCACGGAAUUGGAGAUGGAAAUGCAAGACUCAGGUGGCCCAGAGACCAUCGAGGCUGGGAGCAAUCAGGAAUUCCGGGAAAGGGCUCUACAGGAAAUCCUUCACAAGGACAUGCUCCCUUCAGAUGUACAAUGCCAGCGCUUCAGGCAGUUCUGCUACCAAGAGGUUGAGGGGCCCCGACAGGUGUGCAGCCAACUCCACCACCUUUGCCGUCAGUGGCUUAAACCAGAACAACACACAAAAUACCAGAUCAUGGACUUCGUGAUCCUGGAGCAGUUUCUGACCGUCCUGCCCCUGGAGAUGGAGAGCUGGGUGAGAGAAUGUGGAGCAGAGACCAGUUCGCAGGCAGUGGCCCUGGCAGAAGGUUUCCUCCUGAGCCAGGCAGAGGCCAAGAAGCAGGAAAAACAGCAGGUGCAGGGGCGGCUCGCAAAAACAUCUGCUGCGGAUUCUGAGGCAGAGAAGGCUCUAUCAGAUGCCACCUCACUAGUUCAUGGAGCACCACUGGAGGGGUUGACAGGAUUGUGGCUCCCGUAUGUUGAUGGAGAAAGAGAUUCUACACAAGCAGAUCAGGGUGCUGAGUCUUUUGGGGAGGUGGCUGUGCAUUUCACUGAGGGGGAGUGGGCUCUGCUGGAUGCAGACCAAAGAGCCCUGCACAGAGCAGUCAUGGAGGAGAAUUGGCAGAAUGUGGCCUCUCUGGCAGGUGAUGGGUGGAAAAGCAAGUCUGAAGGAGAAGCAUGCGGAUCACGAGUAGAAAGAGCGAGAUGUAAAAAGGAAGGACAACAGAGAAAAGCAACAAAAGGAAACCAGGAAAGGAAGAAUGAAUCUAGUCCUGUUCAUGCUGGUGACUGCCAAGAAACACUAAUCCAAAAAGAAAUAGAAAAAGGGAAACAGAGGAAGCUCCUCCUGUGUGAGAAAACCAUAGGUUAUAAACGGUGGCUUAAAUGUCAUUGGAGAAUGAAGAGAGAGGAGAAGCCCUUUAAGUGCUUGGAGUGUAGAAAGAGAUUCAGUCAGAACUCAGAACUUAUUAGACAUCAAAGAAUUCACACUGGAGAGAAACCAUUUAGAUGCUUGGAGUGUGGAAGGAGCUUCAGUCAAAGCUCACAUCUUAGAGAACAUCAAAGAAUUCACACUGGAGAGAAGCCAUUUAAAUGCUUGGAGUGUGGAAGGAGCUUCAGUCACAGCUCACAUCUUAAGAAACAUCAAAAAAUUCACACUGGAGAGAAGCCAUUUAAAUGCUUGGAGUGUGGAAAGAGUUUCAGUCAGAACUCACAGCUUAGAGCACAUGAAAGAAUUCACACAGGAGAGAAACCAUUUAGAUGCUUGGAGUGUGGAAAGAGCUUCAAUACGAGCUCAUAUCUUAAGAUACAUCAAGGAAUUCACACAGGAGAGAAACUAUUUAGAUGCUUGGAGUGUGGAAGAAGCUUCAGUCACAGCUCACAUCUUAAGAAACAUCAAAAAAUUCACACUGGAGAGAAGCCAUUUAAAUGCUUGGAGUGUGGAAAGAGUUUCAGUCAGAACUAUCAGCUUAGAGCACAUGAAAGAAUGCACACAGGAGAGAAACCAUUUAGAUGCUGGGAGUGUGGAAGGAGCUUUAGUCAGAGCUCAAAUCUUAGAGAACAUCGAAGAAUUCACACAGGAGAGAAACCAUUUAAAUGUUUCGAGUGUGGAAAGAGCUUCAGUCAGAGCUCAAAUCUUAGAGAACAUCGAAGAAUUCACACAGGAGAGAAACCAUUUAAAUGUUUCGAGUGUGGAAAGAGCUUCAGUCACAGCUCACAUCUUAGAGAACAUCAAAGAAUUCACACAGGAGAGAAACCAUUUAAAUGCUUGGAGUGUGGAAAAAACUUCAAACGGAGUUCAGCUCUAAAGAGACAUCAAAGAAUUCACACUGGAGAGAAACCAUUUAGAUGCUUGGAGUGUGGAAGAAACUUCAAUUGGAGUUCAGCUCUAAAGAGACAUCAAAGAAUUCACAUGCGGGGGGAAACCAUUUAAAUGUCUGGAGUGUGGAAAGAGCUUUAGUUUCAGCUCAAAUCUUACAGAACAUCGCAGAAUAAACCAUUUAGAUGCUUGGAGUGUGGAAAGAGCUUCAAUUCAUGCUCAAAUCUUUCAAAACAUGAAAUAAUUCACAUGAGAAAGUGUGUGUGUGUGUGUGUGUGUGUGUGUAUUUUCAUGGUGUAGAAAGUGCUUCCAUCUCAGUUCUCCUUCCAGAAGAUGAGGCAGAGGAGAGUGAUGCAGAGACUGUCCUGCCUCCACUCUCCUCUCCCCCUCAUUAGAAAGAACCAGAGUGAGGACAGAAGAGCUGCUGUGGUUGGCCUGGUGGGCAGCACCUGUCCAGGGCACACUCUUGUGAAGUGGAGGAAAGGCAGGCUGGAGUGGGCUAGGGCAGGCAUGCGAUGAGAGAGGAGGUGGGCCCACUCAAGGGGUAAGCCCGUGGCAGUCCCUCGCUGGUUACUUAAUACUCAAAGGUCUACUCCCUAACUGAAGUAUGUUGAUGCCACCAUACAGUGAACACUCUCCUUGUUGCUCAAGUUAGAUUCUGUGAAUGAGAAGCCAGCUGGAUCCCCCUGGGUGGGAAAUCCAAGGAUUUCUGGAUCUCCCUUGUAAGGUCCAAUUGGGUCAAUUUUAUAUUGAAUAAGUGCAUAGAUGGGUUAGCCAUAUUGUAUUAGAUAGAUGCUUGACAUGAGUCUGUUCGAGCAGUGCUGUCAUAUAGGUAAAGUCCCAGAUCCCCCUCAUUGUGCUCAAAAUUAGACCUCGGUGAAGUCCCAGAGCUUAUACAGAGUGCAAAGUGAGUAAUUUCUUCCCCCUGUUCAGGAAAGCCCCCACCAUCUCUCUCGUCUAAUCUUAGAGACCCAGCCUGUCAGCUCAGGCAAACUUCCUCAUUUUUCGGUAACUCAUAUCGAGAACGCUCCCUCCCAAAUGUUCCAUCUGGGGGAGGGGGGAAUCGCUCGGCUUGCACCUGGUUCUUCUUUCAUGUCUCUCCUGGUCGCGUGGCACGCCUGGUUCCCCUUUCGGACCUUCCCUAGCCAGUGGUGUUAAAUGUCAGAGUUGCGGGUUGGGCAAAGGGUCAUAGAUGGUCAAGACCCCUUUUUUGUCCAAUCACUAUUAGAUGCGUAGGUGGGAAAGGAGAGGAUAUUUAAAACCCUAAUUUGAGGAUAGGAGGAAGGGGGCUCUCUCCCUCAGGGAGGGUGGCUCAGGCACAGCACACGAGGAGGAAAGGAGGAAGUUGAUCCGACUAAUCAAUUUGACGGCACCCAGCAUCUAGCAAAAAGAGGAACAAGUCGAGGUUUCCCUUUGGGGUAUGGUAUAUUGUGACCUCAAGGGUCUGGCUGUCCUGUCAGUGUCUCUAGGCUGGUAGUUUUAUGACUGCUUUGUGUGAGAAAAACAUGCAUUUUGCUGCAUGCUGUAUUCUGUGAUUCAUCUGAAUUUUGGUAAGAAAAUAAAUGUGUUUUGGUUAAAUAUAA